Molecule: messenger RNA, 1352 nt
Organism: Gracilinanus agilis (Agile Gracile Mouse Opossum)
Lineage: Eukaryota; Metazoa; Chordata; Mammalia; Didelphimorphia; Didelphidae
Gene: WHR1
Product: serine/threonine kinase 19
Exons: 7
Coding region: 157-921 (254 amino acids)
Biological process (GO): protein phosphorylation; positive regulation of Ras protein signal transduction
Molecular function (GO): protein serine/threonine kinase activity
Source: RefSeq, a predicted model, not a curated record
GCCCGCACCGGCUUCCCCGGGCCUUGCCGCGGGUCUCCGGGAGACGUGCCUUUAUUUUCCCGGACCCAGACCCACUUUCACCAUUCCCGUCCCUGUUCCGGUCGCGAGCCCCUCCCCUCUCUAUCCUCACUAGCUAGGGGUUAGAAGUCCCAGGGUAUGAGCCGGAAACGGCCUCGGCUCGUCCCGGAAACUUUCGGGUCUAGGAGGCGACGAGGACCUGGAGGAGCUGGAGAGGAGCCUCUGGGGGGCGAGGCAGGGUCGGUGCUCCGGGCCCUGCGUGAGCUGGGUGAGCUGUUCCCCCGGCUCCUGUUCCAGGACGCGCUGCCUCCCAUCGCCCUCAAGAGCCAGGUGUACAGCCUAGUGCCGGACCGGACCGCGGCCGAUAGGCAGUUGAGAGAACUUCGAGAACUAGGGGAGGUUAGAGUGAUUCAACUUGGCUUUGAUGCUGAUGCUCAGGGGAUUGUCUUCACUGAGGACUUCAGGACCAAAGCCCUAGCAUCUUGCAGGGGUCGGUCAUUUGAAGGGACAGUGCAGAGAUUUCUGGCCUCAGUGCUUCCAGCCUGUGGAGAUCUCAGCUUUCAUCAGGAUCAGAUGACUCAAACCUUUGGCUUUAGGGAUUGUGAGAUCACGCAGCUGGUAAAUGCUGGAGUCCUCACAGUCCGAGAUGCUGGGAGCUGGUGGCUAUCAGUGCCAGGAGCUGGAAGAUUUGUAAAGUAUUUUGUCAAAGGGCGACAGGCAGUACUUGGGAUGGUUCGAAAGUCCAAGUAUCGGGAGUUGCCCCUUUCUGAGCUCCUUGCUAGACGAGCUCCUCUGUCUGUGAGGCUUGGCCUUCCCUACCAUGUACAUGAUCUAAUUGGAGGGCAGUUGCUUGACAUUGUCCCUACCACAUCUGGGACUCUCCUUCGCCUGCCUGAGACAUGAAGAUUCUGGUAAUCUUGCCCACUUCAUCUGUUGGACUGGGGUAUGAAAUGAGGCAUAGAUCUAGCCUGCAGCCCACAAGACCUCACUGUUGAAUUAACAUAGAUGGAAGUGGCACCUGUGGAUGGGUUACUCCUUGAAGGAUCUGGAGUUGAGAAUACUGUUCAACUUUCUAGGUGGACGGGACAGAUAUGAUCACUGCUAUUUAUCAUCUCCUAUGUUGGGCUUUCAAUCUUGCUUGCCCCCUGCCUUUUCCGGGGAGAAAUAUCAGAAAUUAUGUCAAUGUUAUAGUUUUUGCCUUUCAUGGAAGACAUAAUGUUAUUUUUUUUCCCCUUGGUCAAUGGGGAUUCAUAGAUGACAAGGAGAAAGGAUGGGGAUGGGGAUUCUUUUUUUUUUCCUUUUGAAAUUGCCAAAUAAACAAUAUCUGCCUGUGA